Messenger RNA from Impatiens glandulifera, 428 nucleotides. Its product is annotated as 40S ribosomal protein S29. Gene Ontology annotation, molecular function: zinc ion binding; structural constituent of ribosome. Gene Ontology annotation, biological process: translation. The record is from RefSeq and is a predicted model, not a curated record. Lineage: Eukaryota; Viridiplantae; Streptophyta; Magnoliopsida; Ericales; Balsaminaceae. The transcript has 3 exons. Gene Ontology annotation, cellular component: cytosolic small ribosomal subunit; ribosome. The coding region runs from base 84 to 254 and encodes 56 amino acids.
CCUUCAAUCUCUCAUUCUUCAACGAAUUAGGGUUUCUGAACGCCACUGCCGCGGGAGAGAAGAAUUCGUAUCAGAGCUUAAAGAUGGGUCACUCUAACGUUUGGAACUCUCAUCCGAAGAAUUACGGACCUGGAUCUCGUACCUGCCGUGUCUGUGGAAACCCACACGGUUUGAUCAGGAAGUAUGGGCUUAUGUGCUGCAGGCAGUGUUUCCGCAGCAACGCCAAGGAAAUUGGAUUCAUCAAGUACAAGUAAUUUCAAGGUCAUUUGGGGGAUUUCGAGUCUUCAUAAUGCAAACUCUCGUCGUUUAUUUUAAUGUUUUAGCUGUGUUUCUUUUUGUUUCAUCGGGAAUUAUGCGACAGUAAUAUUGGGAUAUUGAAUUUUAUUUAAAUUUUUGAUGUUUUAAUGAACUAUUGCACUUUCUAUUGA